Desarmillaria tabescens is the source of this 2631-nucleotide messenger RNA. RefSeq names its product protein phosphatase. The record is from RefSeq and is a predicted model, not a curated record. NCBI's taxonomy places the organism in Eukaryota, Fungi, Basidiomycota, Agaricomycetes, Agaricales, Physalacriaceae. Gene Ontology annotation, cellular component: membrane. Gene Ontology annotation, molecular function: phosphatidylinositol-3-phosphate phosphatase activity. The transcript has 6 exons. The coding region runs from base 1 to 2631 and encodes 876 amino acids. Gene Ontology annotation, biological process: phosphatidylinositol dephosphorylation.
AUGGACUCGAUACGUGUUUCCAAGGUUGAACAUGUCGCUUGUACUAAGUCCGGAUCCACUUUGACCGGCACGAUUCAUCUUACGGCGCACCACCUCAUCUUUCAGUACGACGAAGACAAAGAGAAGGAACUUUGGGUUCCCUAUCCCCUGAUAUCACUUGUUACGUGCCUCCCCCAGACUAUACAGGGUCAAUGUCCUUUGACAUUUAAUUCACGAACUUUUGAGACAUUUACGGUGUCUUUUAUGAGGGAGUCUGAUGCCAUUGAUGUCUUCGAAAGUGUGAAAGAGCUCACCGUAGCAACAUCUGUCCAGCAACUAUACGCAUUUUUUUACAUCCCCAAACCUCCAUUCCCGCGAACAGAUGGGUGGUCUUUGUAUUCCUCGCGAGAAGAGUUUGGCCGCAUGGGUGUCGGGACCCGAUCCAAGGCUUGGAGAUUCACGGACAUCAACAAAGACUACUCUUUUUGCUCUACAUAUCCUGCCAGGCUAGUCGUCCCGACAAGGAUCAGCGACACGACUCUCCAAUAUGCGUCGAAGUAUAGGAGCAAAUGUCGAAUACCAGUCCUCAGCUAUCUUCACUGGUCGAAUUACGGAAGCAUAACUCGGUCGAGUCAACCUAUGGUUGGAAUCACGCAGAACCGAUCCAUUCAAGACGAGAAGCUAAUAGAGGCAAUCUUCCACUCACAUCAUUCACCUGAAUCUCGGGCAUCAAAGGCCCCAGUUUAUGGUGCAAUGACAACCAAUCUUAUAAUUGAUGCGCGUCCUACGACUAAUGCUGUCGCAAAUACUGCCAAGGGUGCUGGUACAGAGAAUAUGGACCAUUACAAAGAAGGAAAGAAGGUCUAUCUUGGAAUUGAUCAUAUCCACACAAUGCGAGAGUCUCUGGCAAAAGUCGUGGAGGCAUUGCGGGAAGCCGAAACCACUCUAGCUAGUAUCAGCACCGAUCUCUCGAGCCAGGUUGCGGGGAUAUCUGUUUUGGACAGACAAGCUCUCCGUCGUUCUGGUUGGUUGCGUCAUAUAUCGGCCAUAUUGGAGGGUACAGCUGUGAUUACUCGAAACGUCCACGUUAACUCCUCUCAUGUUUUGAUUCAUUGCUCCGAUGGAUGGGAUCGCACCUCACAACUCUCCUCGCUUGCUCAACUCUGCCUAGAUCCUUUCUACCGCACCAUUCGUGGAUUUGAAAUCCUCGUGGAAAAGGACUGGUUGUCAUACGGACAUAAAUUUUUAGAUCGAUGCGGCCACCUCUCCUCCGAUAAAUUUUUCAUUUCAACGCUUGAAAACACGAAUACUGGUAGUGGCGCAGACGCAGCGCAAGCAUUUUUAGCCUCAAUGCAAAACCGAUUUGCGUCGCAGAAUCACAUCAAAGAAACUAGCCCGGUGUUCCAUCAGUUCUUGGAGUCGGUCAGACAAAUUCAGCGCCAGUUCCCGGAACGUUUUGAAUUCAACGAACGAUUCCUUCAUCAGCUCUACUACCACCUUUAUUCAUGUCAAUUCGGAACUUUCCUUUUCAACUGCGAGAGGGAGCGUCGCAUGGGAGAUGGUGAUGGGCCACCACCUUGCGAACGUACGGUCAGUGUUUGGGAUUUCUUCAAUUCUCCUAGUGAGAUGGAGCAAAAUCGGAACGCCGCAUAUGAUCCUUCCUUGGAUGACCCUAUGAAUCGAAGCCCGAAAUCGGACAUGGGUGUUCUCCUUCCCAAUCCUAAGGAUGUCAGGUUUUGGCAUGAGCUUUACGGGCGUACAGACGAAGAAAUGAAUGGUCGACUGGUUACGGUACAGGCGUUGGGGGUAGAGGCGACUGUUGAAAGUAGCCAGGAUAAUCCAAUUCAAAGGACCAAUACCCCGUCCUUCAUUCCACUCCCGCCCUCCCCGUCCAAAUCACCUGCGCACUCUUUGGCACCGUCUCGCUCAACGAGCAUAUCUGUCGCACCACGAAGCAUAUCACCGAUCCCAUCGUCUUCUGCUCCGACUAUGGAGUCACACCCCCUUCCUGGACCUCCAUCUCGGGUGGACAGCUUCAAACCCUUCGGUGCAUCCACAUCUGCCAUCUCCAUGAAACCCGCCAAUUCCUCUACAACCUCUACCUCCUCUUCAAAUCGCGUAACACCAAAGCCACCCGAUUUCUUUGGGAGUGGCGGGGUAAAAUCCGUAUGGGGGAAGCUUUCAUCGAAUGCUUCCGCGGCAUUCUCAGCGGUGCAGGAGGCUUAUGUGGGACUAUCCCAGGAUCCCCGACGGGACGAUACGAAGACGGAGGAAUUACGUGGCAGGGAUAAUCUCAAUGCUUGGGGAGAAUCGGUACCGAGCCAAUUAAUGGGUAGCAACACAAUCAAUCCUUGGUCGACGAUACCUUCAAGUGCGUCUUCGCCCACCCUUCCUUCGCCAUUCGAUAACCCUUGGACUUCCACUCGUGGGUCUCCAUUGAAAGAACCAGAAACCUUCUCAGAAUUAUUGAACACGGGUUCUCUUCCCUUAGACCCUACUGUUUCCCCUGCUUUACGCUCUCCACAUCCUCGCGGUGUCGACGAGAACCUUGAUAGGCUAACCUUGACCGAAUCGUCACUGAAAGCCCAAGAGACACCUCCACAAACGCCAGGAAGCAGUAAUACAGAUCCCCUCGGCGUUGGUUUAUUCUAG